Molecule: messenger RNA, 1866 nt
Organism: Asparagus officinalis (garden asparagus)
Lineage: Eukaryota; Viridiplantae; Streptophyta; Magnoliopsida; Asparagales; Asparagaceae
Exons: 5
Coding region: 1-1866 (621 amino acids)
Molecular function (GO): zinc ion binding
Source: RefSeq, a predicted model, not a curated record
AUGACUGUUACUGAAAGAGAUGAAGGACCCACCCAUGCCAUAGGGUCAGAAACAGAGCUUAAUGUUCCUAAUGUAAGCUCACAGUCAUCAGAGCAUAUUGAGCAACCUUAUGAGAGUAUCACAAUCGAGGAAUCAGAGAGGAUCCCAAAUGACAACCCUCAAGGAGAGCAUGUGUACAGUAUGAACGACGUAGUAAGUGACUCGUCACGGAUCCCAGCAUGGUGGCACGAGGCAAUUACUGGAAAAGGGCAGCAAUUUGAAAGUGCAAAAGAAGUUAGAAUGGCUCUUAUAUACUACUCUAUAGCUAAGAAGUUCGCUUUCAAAUAUGUUAACAAUGAGCCAAAACGUAUUCGUGCUAGUUGCAUGUUUAGAGAAGAAACAAACUGCCCGUGGUUGUUUUUCGCUUCACCAUUGAGCCAUGUGUCGACAUUUGCUAUAAAGAAAUUUGUUCCUCAACAUACAUGUGGACAACAUAACAGCACAGCUGGUCACUUCAGAGCAUCAAGAAGGUGGAUUGCGAGUAUGCUACAAUCAAUUAUGAAGAGGCGUCCAUAUAUAACCCCAACUGACAUUAGAAAGGAAUUGCACUCUCAAUAUGGAUUAAGAGUUAAUUAUUCUAAAGCUUGGCGUGCUAAAGAGACAGCAAAAGAUGAAAUAUUUGGUUGCGCAAGGCAUUCAUAUGAUUUACUAUCCUGGUACCAGAUGAAGGUGACGGAAACAAAUCCAGACAGUGUCUUCAGCAUUGAACAAGAAGAAAGGAGAUUCAAACGUUUAUUUGUGUCGUAUGGUGCAUGCAUACAGGGGUUUCUCAAGGGAUGUAGGCCGUUGCUCUUUCUAGAUGGGACUUUUCUGAAGGAUCGUUACAAAGGGAUCUUAUUAGGUGCGACCGCUUAUGAUGAACCAUACAAUCCACCCCAUCCCCUUGUAAUUCUGUCAGACGCCGACAAAGGAAUAAAGCAAUCUUUGAAAAAUAUAUUUCCAGAUGCGUACCACUCUAGGUGUGUACUUCAUCUUGUUGAGAAUUAUAAAUUGAAGCUUAGAGAGAUGGGUUUUGCCUCAAGUGCUGCUCAACGUAUUUCAAAAUUAUUGGAGUUUGCUGCAUACAAGUACACGGAAGGAGAAUUUAAUGCUGUUUUGCGUCAGAUUCGAAUGACAGAUCAAAGAGCUUACCAAGUAGCUCUAAGUUAUGGUCCUAGUAAUUGGGCCAAUUCUGUAUUUCCUGGUAUAAGAUAUGGGCAUAUCACUUCCAAUGUCGCUGAAUCUUUCAACAGUUGGAUUCGUGUGGCGCGAACACUUCCCAUUUGCGAUAUGAUGGAUCACAUUCGUGUGCAAAUUAUGGAAAGGAUGAAUACUCGUCGCGAGAUGGCAACAAAAUGGAAUAGCUAUCUUUGUCCUGAAGCGGAAAAAAUCCUCCAAGAAAAUGUCACCAAGGGAAGCACUCUUGAAGUAUCGCAUUCUACAGCUGAAAUCUUCGAGGUAUCAUCACAAAAAUCAGUACAAGUUGAUUUGGGACACAAAACAUGCACGUGUCGUGCAUGGGAUAUAUUGCGAAUACCAUGUAAACAUGCGUGUGCCGCUAUUAACUUCAUGCAUAGAGAUGUGUACCAGUUCUGCGAUUGGUUCAUGACGACUGAAGCUUUCAGGAGAAGUUACGAACCAAUCCUCUUUCCUGUUCCAAAUUACGAUAAGCCAGAUGUCACAGAUGAAACAAUUAGCAUUCUUCCCCCAAAGACGACAAAGAGACGUGGAAGGAACAAGAAUAGGCGUAUCAACAACAGAUCUGAGAGUAGACGUGCAAUUAGAUGCUCAAGAUGUCACGCUGAAGGACAUAACCGAGCCACGUGCACUGAACCUAUCGAAGAUUAA